GAGAUUAAGAAGGCAAAAUUCAUGACAAGAGGAGAAUUACAUAAUUUUCAUUUUAAUAGUGAACAAAUCAAAAAUGGUUGAUGUAUGUUGGUUGAGACUGCAGGCAAGAAAUCAGAAGAAGAAGGGGACAUGGAUGCACAGCUAUGAACGAACUGGGAAAGAUGAUCAAGCAUCAAAUGGUAUUGCUGGGGACCCAAGAUCAAUUCAUUUCAAAUGUAGUCUUGGAAUAGAGUUUUAUGGAUACCAUGGGCUGCCAGAAGGACAAACAAAGGGGUACAGGAUCAACCCAAACCUGAAUUGUGUGUAGAAGCAAUAAUAACAAUUCGAGCUAUCAUAAUUUUGGUGCAUCAUGAAAAGCAAGACCCAAUGGAAAAGACGGAUGCUGGAUGAAACGGAAGGCAGCAGAAAAAGAGGAAAACUAAACAAGAAAUGGAAUGAGUGCAAGACGGAAGCCACAGCCUUGAGUAUGCAAGACUUGUUGAGGACAGGAACUUUUGGAGAUCAUUGAUUCAUGGGGUCGCCCUAAGUCGGAAGAGACCAGGGAGCGCAGAACAACAAGAGACGCCGAUAGAACCUCGCAGAGGUUCUAUGGCUGCUAUAGCUUCCGCCCACUCGCACUCGCACAGCCUGGCAGGAAUGUGGCUGACCCACCAUGGCUACCCUCAAGCCUGGCUUACCAGGUCUUGGACAGAGAGGACCGGCCUCUAUGCAGAUUCUGAACAGAGUGCUUGAAGGAGGGGGCCGCACCGUCCACCAGCAGUUGGGAGAUCUGUCCUUGUCCACUGUUUAUGCUCUCCUGGCGACUCUGAUGCAGUGUCUGAGCAUGGGGUGCCUCUGCGUAGCCAUUUCUUUGCUCAAAUGGAUCAUAGCGGUGCAACCCUUCUAUCAUCGCCCAAACGUCUUGGUGACCUCCAGCUUUGGCAUACCCUACGACGUGUCCAUCUAUGAACCAUGGAAUCCCAACGCCACAGACUUGCGGAAAUAUUAUUUCUUUAGCGAAGAAGAGGUAAUUGAGCCAGUGAUGAUCACAGUUUGCCUCUUGAGCCUGUCGUCUGGCUUUCUAGCUUUUCUCCUGGGAUUCGUGGAAGUGAAGAAGCUAGGGCAGUACCAGUCGGCCGUUGUCACUUUCCUACACAUUCUGUCAGGCAUAUUUCUCACAAGCCUGGUCGUCCUGUGUUCGUGGUGCCUUAUGAAGAUUCGACAGCGUGUCAAUGAGGAAGGAUGGAAGCUAUUCCGGUUAAAAGUUAUGCCAGGAGAGAGUUUUUAUAUUGCCUUAACGUCCUUCCUUUUUAUUAUCCUCGCUGUUCUGUUUAAUUUGUGGUCAAUGACUGUCAGUGCCUAAAAACAAUAUCAACUCAGAGCGGCCUUCCUAAGAAAAUACAGAUUUAAGUGCAGGGCAUAAAUGUCCUGAAAAUGGGAUGAUUCGGAUGUAAUGCUUUCUAAACCAUGUUUUAUUAAGUGGGAGAUGACCCAUAAGCCCAUGUGUUUUGCUCUUCUCCUGUAGAAAAAUGGUUAUUCAAAUCAGAGUUUCUCAUAUUUGAAAUGAAGAACACAGGUUCUGUUGCUUUACUAACUAGGAUAUUAAGCCAGUGUUUUAAACCUGAUGCAAGCCAACGUGCUCUGUUUCAGAAAUAGGACCUCUUUUUUAAAGUCUGUGCGCCAGGGAAGAGAAUAAACCAGGCACUUGUUCACAGUUUUAUAACCACGGCUAAUAAAGCCAAGAUUGUUAUGUUUGACUCCGCUCAAUAUUGUGGAUAGUAUGGUCACAGUACUUUUCAACAGAAG
Messenger RNA from Pogona vitticeps (central bearded dragon), 1785 nucleotides. The record is from RefSeq and is a predicted model, not a curated record. Lineage: Eukaryota; Metazoa; Chordata; Lepidosauria; Squamata; Agamidae.